AGGGUCACUGGGGUGACCCCUGAACUGAGCGGGUCAGCUGCCGACUAGUCACGCCCCUGCGGAGUGAGGUCUAGGGGCUCGUGGACAGGCCGCGGAGGGGCGACGGAAAUGGAGUGCCGUUCGCAACUAAUGAAGACCAUUCUGUGGGCGCUACUGGCUGUCCUGCUCACGUUUGAUGUCUCAGGCGCUGAGGUGCGGAGACGGCGACGGCGCAACGAGAAUAUCCCCACCUUCGAGCAGAAGCAGUACACCAUCAGCAGCGUGACAGCCGACACCAAGAACAAUACGCUCCUGAUCCGGGUGGCAGCACAAGGCGCGACAAAUGUGCUUUACAGCCUGGACAACCCACGGCUCUUCCGCAUCGACAGCGACGGCAACAUCUACAACAACGCCAACGGACGGCGGCUGGUGGCUGGCGGCGGGCUCAACUUCACCGUGUUCGCCGUCAAUCCGGAGCACUCCCACCGGAUGGCGACCACCACGGUACUGGUGUCUGGGAACCAGCCGCCGCAGUUCUCCGAUCGGGACUACACGGCCAACGUCUACGAGAGCGCCGCCGGCGGGUCUCUGGUGCGGGCUGUGGUGGCGCAAGACCCAGACACGGACCCCAUCAGCUACUUCAUCCGGUCACCAGGCAGUACCCUGGACGUCGAGGUGUACCAGAUGUUCACCAUCAACCGUCAGACGGGCGUGAUCCGGCUGGUGCGCCAACCACCCAGCUUCGCAGCCGAAGACUACGCCUUCACCGUGGUAGCGCGCGACACGCACAACCAGAACGACACGGCCGCCGUCCGCGUGCACGUCAUAGGUGCGACCGCGGCGCUGAGGUGCGGAGACGGCGACGGCCGCAACGAGAAUAUCCCCACCUUCGAGCAGAAGCAGUACACCAUCAGCAGCGUGACAGCCGACACCAAGAACAAUACGCUCCUGAUCCGGGUGGCAGCACAAGGUGCGACAAACGUGCUUUACAGCCUGGACAACCCACGGCUCUUCCGCAUCGACAGCGACGGCAACAUCUACAACAACGCCAACGGACGGCGGCUGGUGGCUGGCGGCGGGCUCAACUUCACCGUGUUCGCCGUCAAUCCGGAGCACUCCCACCGGAUGGCGACCACCACGGUACUGGUGUCUGGGAACCAGCCGCCGCAGUUCUCCGAUCGGGACUACACGGCCAACGUCUACGAGAGCGCCGCCGGCGGGUCUCUGGUGCGGGCUGUGGUGGCGCAAGACCCAGACACGGACCCCAUCAGCUACUUCAUCCGGUCACCAGGCAGUACCCUGGACGUCGAGGUGUACCAGAUGUUCACCAUCAACCGUCAGACGGGCGUGAUCCGGCUGGUGCGCCAACCACCCAGCUUCGCAGCCGAAGACUACGCCUUCACCGUGGUAGCGCGCGACACGCACAACCAGAACGACACGGCCGCCGUCCGCGUGCACGUCAUAGACGUCAACAACAACCGGCCCGUGUUCACCGAGUGUGACCAGUACCGACCAGAGGUGGCCGAGAACAAGGGCGCCGGCACAGCCGUGCUGCGGGUGGAGGCGACUGACGCCUGACAAGGGUGAGAACGCCGAGCUGGUCUACUCGCUGGUGACCAGUCCCAGCUCGCCGGAGUCGUUCUUCAGCAUUGACCCCACGUCCGGUCAGCUGACUACGCUCAAAGUCUUCAACCGGGACGAGCCGGAUCACGAGAAGGAGCUGCGAGUGAUCGUCAAGGCCAACGAUCGGGGCACGCCGUCUCUUGAAGGCACAUGCGCCUUCGUCGUCAACGUACUGGACGUCAACGACAACGCACC
Pollicipes pollicipes is the source of this 1797-nucleotide messenger RNA. RefSeq names its product cadherin-23-like. Gene Ontology annotation, cellular component: membrane; catenin complex. Lineage: Eukaryota; Metazoa; Arthropoda; Thecostraca; Pollicipedomorpha; Pollicipedidae. The transcript is spliced from 15 exons. Gene Ontology annotation, molecular function: calcium ion binding; beta-catenin binding; cadherin binding. Gene Ontology annotation, biological process: multicellular organism development; homophilic cell-cell adhesion; cell migration. The record is from RefSeq and is a predicted model, not a curated record. The coding region runs from base 109 to 1557 and encodes 482 amino acids.